UACAGGAAUGAUCUCCAGGGGAUGGUCGAUCGCUAAUUAUGGAAAAUGCGCACCGUAAGGGAUGCUGGUCCGACAUAUGGAUUUGUGAUUUCAUGUCGCUACUACACGCAAUCUCAUAGAAAUUGGCUAAAAAUGUUGCUGGUAGCCUGGCUAACGCAAGAAUCACGCCAUACCGCUCCUUGCUUCUCUCUUUCGCAGCUUGGCGACACGCGUACGGACUCUACGGAGUAGCUGUUGGCAAUUGAACGGUAGGGACAGGAAAUGAAAGGCAGAAAGCUCGACCAGAUUGUUGAUGAGUCUCGUGCAUCACAUUCGCUGGCUCACG
Messenger RNA from Aspergillus pseudonomiae, 325 nucleotides. RefSeq lists its product as uncharacterized. The coding region runs from base 46 to 231 and encodes 61 amino acids. The record is from RefSeq and is a predicted model, not a curated record. NCBI's taxonomy places the organism in Eukaryota, Fungi, Ascomycota, Eurotiomycetes, Eurotiales, Aspergillaceae. The transcript has a single exon.